Musca domestica (house fly) is the source of this 2962-nucleotide messenger RNA. RefSeq names its product homeobox protein caupolican-like. The transcript is spliced from 6 exons. Gene Ontology annotation, biological process: cell development; regulation of transcription by RNA polymerase II; neuron differentiation. Gene Ontology annotation, molecular function: DNA-binding transcription factor activity, RNA polymerase II-specific; RNA polymerase II cis-regulatory region sequence-specific DNA binding. The coding region runs from base 870 to 2585 and encodes 571 amino acids. The record is from RefSeq and is a predicted model, not a curated record. Lineage: Eukaryota; Metazoa; Arthropoda; Insecta; Diptera; Muscidae. Gene Ontology annotation, cellular component: nucleus.
AACGCGCGCAUCAAAGCAAGAGAAGGCACGCAAAAACAAGUUUGAGUUUUCAUACCGUCGUCCGUCGUCUUUGUCGUUUAGCAGCGGCAAACCAGUCAGUUUACUUAAACAGGAAACCGACAAAUAGGAAAAUCAACAACAACAGCAACUAUCAGCUCCAAUUGCAAUGUAGGAGAGAAGAGGAAACAUACAAUACACACCACUCAAGUCUUCUCCAAUACGAAUUACAAGAAAAGACGCAACCCAUAAGAUAAACUAGAAUCAAAUUGGAUUUACGCACAUGGAACAUAGACCAAACGUAGAUGGCAGUAGUGGCGACGGCGAUGGUGGCCAAGUGAUCUUCUUAUAGGAUUCGUAAAGACGAACUAGCAAAAUACCUACCGGAUAUUAGGCGUACACACUAGCUCUCGUUUACGGCGAUACUCUCAUUUAUACAGAUACACAACCACACAUACACACGUGCGCCUCAGCUAGACAUUUGGUGGUAUGUUUAUUGUCGCUACUUUAGCCGACUAAAUCCGUACAACGCACUAGAACGGGCAACCGGAUUGCCGUAUGUCGAAACGAAUUAAAACCAAAUACCUGCAUACGUAACGCAACAUAAAUGCAAGUGCAAAAUAGCCGUCGGUACUUGAAAUAAAUGCAUUAAUUAAAAAAAAAACAUAAAACAACGAUGCGAUAAAUAACUUAAUGCCAUCGAAAAGACAAAUAAAAUAAAAAAUAAUCUUGACCUUGUCUAUGAAAGAAAAUCGAGGUUACAUAUACCACUAUUGGGGUUAAAAUUAUUACCUCGACAGCAAUGUUCUGCCGCCUGCAGUAUAAAUAAUUUGUAGUGAUAAUUAAAAAGAAAAUAAAAAUUGUAUAUCAUUAUGUCAUCUUAUCAAAUUGAUUGUGGAUAUCCGACGGCAAAUCAGUUUCUAACAGCGAGUCAUCAUGCUGCAACCGGUCAUCCUAUUGCACAAUCUCCGCUGGCGGCAACAACACUAACAACAAAUACUUCUUCGAUUAGCCCAGCACCGGCUGCAGGUGCAGAAAACAGCAUGGCAAGUAGUAAUAGUGACAGUUCGGCUGGUACCUUAACGCCUGAUGCUGUGUCACAGACAUCGGCGUUGGGCAGUACCAAUACUGCAUCGACAGCAGCCUGCAGCUCACUGGAUAGUGCUGCACAUCCGUAUACGUUGUCCGUAGUUAGCGGUACCAGUCCCAAUGGUCCCGGCAGCAUUGGUAUAGGUGUACUCGGGAGUGGAAUCGCUAAUGCGAAUCAAGCUUGCUGUGAUAAUGGCCGUCCUAUGGUCACAGAUCCAAUGACCGGUCAGAGUGUUUGCUCGUGUCAAUACGAUGCUGCUAGUAAUUCGAGCAGAUUAUCGGCGUUAGGUUCAUACACCCGUCUCGCAACAGGAACACCGGUUGCCGGAGUUGGAAUGAGUGUAUUCGGUUCAACAUAUCCAUCGAAUGAUCAAAAUCCCUAUCCGAGUAUUGCUGUGGAAACUGCUACGCCAUUCUACACCAGUUUGAAUACCCCGUAUGCCUUAAAAGAUACUGCAAGCAGUACAGCGGCCUGGACAUCAACAGCGUUACAACCCUCCAGUUAUUAUGCUUAUGAUCCAACGUUUGGUGCGUGCGGUUAUGGCGCCAGUUAUGAUUUAGCGUCACGUCGCAAGAACGCCACGCGGGAAUCAACUGCCACAUUGAAAGCGUGGCUGAACGAACACAUGAAGAAUCCUUAUCCGACCAAAGGCGAGAAGAUCAUGCUGGCAAUAAUCACUAAAAUGACUCUGACACAGGUCUCAACCUGGUUUGCUAACGCUCGCAGACGUCUCAAGAAGGAGAACAAAAUGACAUGGGAACCAAAAAAUCGUACCGAAGAUGAAGAUGCCAUGGUCUCCGAUGAGGAAAAGGAUCAUGAGGACGACAGUGCCAGCAACAGACUACGAACCACGACAUCAGCAAUAACGGCAUCCUCCAUGGCAGCAUCGGGAGCUGUGAGUUCAGUGCAGCAGGCGUCACUUAUGCCUACAAUAAAACAACGUCUGGAUGGUUAUGAUGGUCAUCUGAGUACAACAGGUGGUAAUGGUGCUGUGGGCCUAAGUAACCACAGCCACCACAGUAAUGGUGGUGUUGGUGGCGGUGCCAACAGCGGUAAUAAUUCAGCGUCAAAUACUGCCGACAGUGGUGUACCUGGCACAGCGACAGGCGUGGGCGUUGCUUCAAAUCUAAGUGGGAAUCAUCAUAGUAUUGGAGGUCUCAGCACCCAAACGAAAGAUUCUUAUCACCUGACUUUACCUCAAAACUUACAACAGUAUUCAACAAACUUUUACUAUACAACAAAUUCAGCGGUGGCAGCAGCGGCGGCAGCAUCCAACCACCAAGCAUACCAUCAUCCCCAUCAUACACAACCUACAGGGGUGGCAGUGUCAUCAAUAUCGCCGCCGGUUGGCUCAAUAAGACCUCCAACUCAAUUGAACUAUGAUAAUUCAUCAUUGUUGUUGCCUUCUCACCAGCCGCCACCACCUCAUCAUCAUCAUUCACAUCCUCAUCACCUAUUGUCGUCUUCGCCAUCUACGUACAGCAUGGAACGACGAUAGCAGCAAUUGUAGUUUGCCAACUACUAACAAGCUUAAAUGUUAAUAUAAAGAAAAUAAUUAUUUUGUAAGAAGCAAAGAAAAAUUAUUAUGGAAUUAUUUUAUUUGUUUAUGAAAGCUGUUAAUACGAAAAUCGCAACUGGAAAACUAUUAUCACUGGGCACAAGUGCAAAAAAAAAAGCAAAAACUAACUUAAUAAAUAUUAAAUAUGUAACUGUAAAAGAAACCAACUAAGUAAAAUAAUAGUAAAGUAAUUGAAAUUCGUUAAGGUCGUUAUAAAAAUUAUUAUUUGUAUGCUAAGUAAUUCAUUGGCAAGGCCGAAUAUAAAAUGCUCUCCAAAUGGCUAUAUUUUUCGUUGUUGGUGUUAAGUAUGUAUGAUA